This is a messenger RNA of Anopheles coustani, 2237 nucleotides long. It is a transcript of the gene l(2)34Fd, whose product is annotated as nucleolar protein 10. Gene Ontology annotation, molecular function: protein binding. Bases 59 to 2164 code for a protein of 701 amino acids. Gene Ontology annotation, biological process: maturation of SSU-rRNA from tricistronic rRNA transcript (SSU-rRNA, 5.8S rRNA, LSU-rRNA). The transcript is spliced from 4 exons. Gene Ontology annotation, cellular component: nucleus; nucleolus; small-subunit processome. NCBI's taxonomy places the organism in Eukaryota, Metazoa, Arthropoda, Insecta, Diptera, Culicidae. The record is from RefSeq and is a predicted model, not a curated record.
CGCAUGUAGUCGGUGUUCUCUGUUGUUGGCGCAGAAAUAACCAAAUCAAUGUCCGAAAAUGCUCGUGACCGAUAUAAACAACGUUAAAAUUUACAACCUCAGCGGUGGCAAGUCCGUCCCAGAAUGGCUAUCAAAUAGGAAACAAAAAAAUGCCUCAAAGAAACACGCGGACAACGACCGGCGUAUCGAGCUGAUCCAAGACUUCGAUAUGCCCGGUGUGGCGUCCUGCAUUGCGGUCUCCCCAGAUGGGCAGUACAUCUUGGCCACCGGAACAUACAAACCGCGCGUCAAGUGCUUCGAAGUUUGCAAUUUGUCGCAGAAGUUCGAGCGCUGCUUCGAUUCGGAGGUGGAAAAGUUUGCCAUUCUCUCCGAUGACUACGGCAAGGUGGUCUUCCUGCAUGCGGACCGAUACGUAGAGAUACAUGCUGCCCACGGUCGACAUUAUCGGUUGCGUGUGCCUUGUUUCGGACGAGACCUGGUGUACCACAAGCCGUCAUGCGAUUUGCUGGUUGUCGGAGCAUCGCCCGACAUUUACAGGUUAAAUCUGGAGCGGGGCCAGUUUCUGCUACCCUACACGAACUCCUCGGCUAGCGCAAUCGACUCCAUCACCGUGAACCCUGAGCAUCAACUGAUCUGCGCGGGCACUCAGGAAGGUACACUGGAAGCGUGGGACCAUCGGGAUAGGAGUUGCGUUGGCACGUUGGAUGUGGCGGCUGGUUUACAAAAUACGAAAGAGGUAGCAUCAGUGACGGCGCUCGAGUUCAAGAACGGGCUCACCAUAGCGGCCGGAACGUCAACCGGACACGUCUUGCUGUACGACAUUCGAGCUCGAAAUCCGCUCGCUGUGAAGGAUCAUCUAAACCAGUUGCCGAUAAAAAAGAUACGAUUCCAGCCGGAACAAAAGUCCGUCUACUCGCUCGAUAGUGCUAUGCUGAAGAUUUGGGACGAAACGACCCUCAAGCAGAAGGCUUGCAUCGAGGCCGUUAGCAAUUUCAACGACUUUGCGCACUAUCCGGGCAGUGGGUUGUUUCUGUUCGCCCAAGAGGACACCAAGAUGCUACCGUAUUACGUCCCCAUCGAAGGGCCAGCACCCAAGUGGUGUUCAUUCUUGGACAAUCUGGUGGAGGAAAUGGAUUCGGAAGCGGUCCAGAAUGUGUACGAUGACUACAAGUUCAUCACCAAGCAGGAGCUUGCAGAACUUAAGCUGGACCAUUUGGAGGGAACCCGAAUGCUGCGUGCCUACAUGCAUGGCUUCUUCAUCGACAUUCGACUUUACAACAAAGCGAAAUCCGUCUCGGAGACGUUUGUCUUUGAUGGGUUCCGCAAGGAGAAAAUUCGCAAGCAUAUUGAAGCGGCUCGUCCUGCUCGUAUCCAGCUGAAGACGGCCCUACCGGAGGUAAACAAGGAGCUAGCUCAGCAGCUGAUGGAAGAGGAGCAUAUGAGCAACGCCAAGCGAAGUGCAAUUGCGAAGGGUGUGCUCAGUGACGAACGCUUCAAAACCAUGUUCGAGAAUCCGGACUUUGAGAUCGACAAGGAGGCGAACGAGUAUCGUAUCCUGAGUAUGGUACUGAAGCGUGUGGAGCGUGAUAAAGCUCGACGAAAGGAAAACGUGGUCCUAGAAGGGCCCGGAGAUGACGAUGAAAAGCAACAGAGCACCGAUGAUGAUCUGUACAGUGAGAAGAGUGAGAGUGAAUCGGAGGACGAGAAAAAAGAAUCGGACGAAGAAAUCGAUAAUGUAGAGCCGCCGGUUAGUAGCAAGAACGGUGGUAGUAAAAAGGUAACUAGCGAAAGUUUUGUGCGGAAACCAUCGGCGCCCCCAAUGCAGCAGGAUGAUAAAAGCAAUGGAGAGUUCUCGUUGUCGGUAGAGGAAGGGGCCAACUUUAACAUCAUGCAACCAUCGAGGCAAAUUCAAUCUGUGUCACUUGGCAAACGGGUGACCAAACUGGAGCAUAAUACGACAAGCGUCCAGUUCGACAAUGGCAUUGGCAGACGGGAAAUAACCUUUACGUUGCCCGACCGAAAGAAGGGUAACAAAACUGAUCAGGAACGGGACCGUUCGCGCCAACAGAUGCUGAAAAAGCACAAAGAAGAACGGCGCCAGGUCAUCCGUUCGGCGAAGGGAGUCAUCAAAAAGAUGGUGACGAAAAAACCUUAUGGUCGUUAAGAAUUGCGGACGUGUUAGUAGGAAUAAAAACUACAUAUAUUUAAUUUCGAUAGUACCAGGUGUUUUAUUGCCA